CUCUGCCGCCGCCGACCGCCUACGUAUCAAGGUUAGAACACCCUCGAGACCCGUGCGGGUGCCCAGGUGGAUGAUGUGGUGCGCGCGCCCCGACCCUUGAUCUGCCAUGGAAGCGUCGCCUCCGACUCAGCAACAACCACUGCCCGUCACAACGUUUCAACUCCACCACUUCGCCGGCCCACCACCACCACCGACACUGGCCCUAAAUACGCAUCUGUCCGCUUGCCUCGAGUCACUUGCAGCGAAAAUCAAGCAGCGCGCAAGCCAGCCCUCUCCCAAGCUCGAAAGUUUUAGCCGUUCGGAAGCGCAGCGUUUCCGUAUUAGAAAAGCUGCGCAGAACAACUCUCUCGCUCAGCCAGCCUACACUGGCCACGACUUCGUGGACUCGAGCGUCAACCAUGGGUCCCUACAGGGGCUCCCACCUCGCUGUGGCGGGCAACGUAACGAAGCGAGAGAGGGGCAAUGUUCAGCACGUGUUCAAGAAGAGGACGCUCGUCACCGACCCGGCCGAGAAGCUCAUGCUGGAGCUGCUUAUGAAUCUGCCAGAGGAAGUGAGGAAGGAGACUCCCGAGGUCAGGGCGGUCAUCGUCGCCAAGCUGAUCAAGCCGCUCAAAGCCAAACUGAGCCCUUGCGGCAGCGAACAAAAGUUCUACGAAGGAGCUCAGAAGUUCCUUCCUAGCGCGGAGGGUACGGCCUGGAGUAAGUAGAGAGCUUGUGCAACUCCUCGCAAUGAUGAACUAGCAAACUUACACGUGGCAGUGGAGAAAUGGUUCCUCCCGAGCAAUACACCCGCGACUGAGAACCCAAAGCCAAACGGCACUGGCACCACCGCCAGUGGGGGAUCGGGUGGUCC
Trematosphaeria pertusa is the source of this 853-nucleotide messenger RNA. RefSeq lists its product as uncharacterized. The record is from RefSeq and is a predicted model, not a curated record. NCBI's taxonomy places the organism in Eukaryota, Fungi, Ascomycota, Dothideomycetes, Pleosporales, Trematosphaeriaceae. The transcript has 4 exons. Bases 107 to 679 code for a protein of 190 amino acids.